Molecule: messenger RNA, 2962 nt
Organism: Rhopilema esculentum
Lineage: Eukaryota; Metazoa; Cnidaria; Scyphozoa; Rhizostomeae; Rhizostomatidae
Biological process (GO): SCF-dependent proteasomal ubiquitin-dependent protein catabolic process
Cellular component (GO): SCF ubiquitin ligase complex
Molecular function (GO): protein binding
Source: RefSeq, a predicted model, not a curated record
AGAACGAGGCUCAUCUUCUAGGGUAGGGAAUUUCAGUGUAACUGUGGAAAUGAAAGGGUAGGAAUAACAGAAGUAUACUACAGUGUAUCAUGGUGAAGACUUUGUCAGAUGUAUGCUUAGAUUACAUUUGCAAUGCUAUUAGAGAGCUUGAUGAUAUCUGCUCAGCCCUAACGUUAGAACAGAAGGCAGAUGUCCUGCAACGCCUGGUGAUUCACCAAAAAUUGAGUGACAAUCUCUUUCCGACAAUCAAGAAACACCUCUUCUCUCAUGCGCUCUGUGAAAUUACUUUGCAGAACUGCCAACAAGUUAAUGAUAAAUUUCUCUCUCUGCUUGGACAGUCUUGCCUUGGACUGAGGUCACUGAAGGUUAUAAAUUGCUAUGAUGUAACAGAUGAUGGACUCAAACCUGUAUUUCAAAAUCUGAAGAAACUGAAGUCUGUUGUAUUGAAUGGCCUACCAAAACUUUCUGGCAGCUGUUUCACAUCAGCAUCAUGUCAAAACCUGUGCUCAGCAGACCUCCAGCAAAAUUACAACAUUGGGGAUACAGAGAUUUCAGCACUUGUGCAGAAUUGUAACAAAAUCCGUUACCUAAAUUUGUUCUCUUGUCAAAAGUUAACCGAUGUUGGAUUGGACAAUGUUGCAGGAUUUCUACUUGGAAGACUGGAGCAUCUGAACUGUUCUUAUAUUACUGGAAUAACUGACGUCACAUUGAUUUCCCUUGCAGACAGAUGUUUUAGUCUAAAAUGUUUGAAGCUACAUGGCUGCAGCAGAAUAACAUCUGUGGGCUUAAGAGCGGUAUUCAAAGCUUGCCCACUAUCGAUUGCUGAUUUGUCUUAUUGUUAUGAACUAUCAAAAGGACCUGAUAUACUAUCUGAUUGUCUUCCAAUAAGUUUAUCAAAGUUGAUUUUACGUGGUACUCAAGCCAGUCCAGAGUUUCUCCAUUCAAUGUCUUUGCGGUGUAAUUCCAUUCAUACGCUGAAGCUGUGUGGUAUUCAAUCGGUCAAUGAUGACCUUAUUUGUGAUAUUCUAGCUAAGAUUGGCUAUGGUAUAGAGAACCUAGAUUUGAGUUUUUGUCAAGGACUGACUGAUGUUACCCUAAAAACUAUCAUUCAACACUGUACAAAGCUGUCAAAGCUUGCAAUGAUGUACUGUCAUCUGAUAACUGGUAAGCCAUUGACCGCACUGAUGUCUAAUGAGAAAAAGAAACAAGCAACUGGGCUGCAUAAACUUGCUUUACAAGCCUGCAAGAAGUUUGACACAUCAUUGUUGUGUGGAUUGCUACCUCAUCUUCCAAACCUUAAAUAUCUUGGAGUGUCUGGUCAGCAUUUAUUUUCAGAUGAUGAAAUGUUUUCCCUUGCUAAGAACUGUACCCAUCUUCAAAAAUUGAACAUAAAGGGAUGCACAAGGGUUACAGAUUCUGGCAUAUGUGAGCUUGUUCGUUUCUGUUCUCAUCUGGAAUCAUUGGUUUUAUCUGGCCUGCAUCAAUUAACUGACAAAAGCAUAUUUUUAAUGGCUUCAAGUGUCUCCAGCAUUCUGCAGUUUCUUUACAUUUCUGGCUGCUCUAGAAUAUCCCAUCCAGCUGUUACUUACCUGAAGGACGUGUGUACCAAGUUGUUAUUUGUUGAGCACAAGGUCCCAAAUGCCGCUCCAGAUCAACUAAUGGCCAAGAAUCUCGAUACGGGUGAAUUUUGCAGAGCAGACCUCAUUCAUCAUUCUUCUCUGUACGGCAAUUGAAGGUCUGACAGAAAUCUAAUUAGUAUUUUCUACAAUUGAUUCAUUUAUUUGUCGCAAUUCUAAGGUUACUGUUACCUUGUUCGACAGACAUUAAAACUGGCCUAAUUGCAAAAAAUUGAUAAUACGGAGAUAAAGUUUAAAUAGCUGGAAACAACAAUUGACAAUACAGAGAUGCAGUUAAUAGCUUGAAGACAACAUUUUGCAAUACAGAAAGCAAUAUACCUCUUGUUGUUAGACACUCAGGGUGGAUUCCCUUUGAUUUAGGGACAACUUCCAAAUAUAAUUAAUAUUUGGCAGGAAAUGAUACCGUUUUACGUUUUGAGGCAUCAAUGAGAUGACACGAUGACCGUUUCGAAGCUUCAAGCCUAACUCGACCUUCUUCAAUUUUCUUAUGUAUUCAUGUAUUAUAAUUUGCUUAAAUUUUAGAUGUAGGCCGUAAUUUAAUUUGAAAUAUGUGGGUAGGUAUAGCUAUUUGGCAGCGUAAUGCUCCAACAAACAAGGGAAGGUGAAUCGCCCCUUAGGGUAUUACAAAACUUCAUAAAAUCACUUGAGACCGAUCACUUGAGACAAGUAAAGAAUAAUUAUGAUUGGAUGCUACUUAAGAAUAGGACAACUAAAGCCAAGGUAAGAUGACUGUCACAAAAACAACCGCGAAGAAUGCUAAUAAGAAUACCGAUCCGCGACACCAAAUCAUUGCCUAGUUUUUAUUUUUUGCUGAAAAGUGUUUUUCAAGGCUUUUGCCCCGAGCAAAUAUGGAAACUUUCAUUGACUCUGGUAACCGAAUUAGAUAUCUUUAUCAAGCUAGCCUGUGUCAUGGAAAAGUGUAAAAAUAUGUUAUUGGAAGUAUCAGUUCUUUCAUCCAUAAAAUUGUGGCCGGGUGUACCUAUAUAAUCACCUACUUGAGCAGACUGGUAGCAACAUGAUGCUUUAGGAUGCAAUACAGACAACAUAUCGUCAGACGUUUCUUUUGAAAUAUUUGAAAUGGUGAUAAUACACUGAUCAUAUGUAUUAAUCCUGUAGAUUAUAUCUCAUACCUUGUAUAUUAUAUAGUUGUGGAUAGAUUAUGAUAUUUUGGGGAAGUAAAAGAUUUCUUCUCUGUUUGCAUAUAUUUUAGUUUUUAAUCGUAGCCGAUAUAAUCCGCUUCUAUUAUACACUGUUUAUUAUACCUAAAAAAUUACAUUGCUAUUUAAAGUACGUAAUUAGAAGAUUUGUAUUCGAUUUAAAUGUUA